Arabidopsis lyrata subsp. lyrata is the source of this 4349-nucleotide messenger RNA. Its product is annotated as probable WRKY transcription factor 16. Gene Ontology annotation, biological process: defense response; signal transduction; regulation of DNA-templated transcription. The transcript is spliced from 7 exons. The record is from RefSeq and is a predicted model, not a curated record. Gene Ontology annotation, molecular function: ADP binding; sequence-specific DNA binding; ATP binding. Lineage: Eukaryota; Viridiplantae; Streptophyta; Magnoliopsida; Brassicales; Brassicaceae.
UAGUAAGUUUUAUAAUCCAAGCUUCACACAUCAUUAACUUCAAUUAUUACUUUGAUGAUCUCCAAACUCUCUCUCAACCUUGAAACAAAGAUCUCAGCAGCUUCUAAAACUCGGUCUUCACAACACCAACAAAUUGUUUAACAGAGUUGGUUUCGGGUGCGACCCAGACGCAUCCUCACCGCCAAAAUCGAAGGUAUCUAACUUUAGAGGUACGAAAUCAUGGCCGAUAGUGAGCAAUUGGUCUGCAUCAGCUGCGUAUCUGAGGUACGGUACUCUUUCGUGAGCCACCUCUCCGAAGCUCUCCGCCGGAAAGGCAUAAAUAGUGUGAUCAUAGAUGUAGAUAGCGAUGAUCUGCUUUCCAAGGAGUCGCAGGCAAAGAUCGAGAUAUCUAGCGUUUCUGUGAUGGUUUUAUCCAGAAUCUGUGAGCCAACUAGAGUAUGCCACAACUUCGUGAAGGUUCUCGAGUGCCAGAGGGACAAGAACCAUGUGGUGGUUCCUGUGUUGUACGGCGAGAGUCCAUUACUGGGCGAAUGGCUCAGCGUGCUGGAUUUGAGAGAUUUAUCGCCAGUUCACCAAUCCAGGAAGGAAUGUAGUGACUCCCAGCUUGUAAAAGAGAUUGUCAGAGAUGUGUAUGAGAAGCCCUUUUAUAAGGGACGAAUUGGAAUCUAUUCGAAGCUGCUGGAGAUUGAGAAAAUGGUUUGCAAGCAACCGUUGGGCAUCCGUUGUGUUGGAAUUUGGGGUAUGCCUGGCAUAGGCAAGACGACACUUGCUAAAGCGGUCUUUGACCAAAUGUCUGGCGAAUUUGAUGCUUCUUGUUUUAUCGAAGACUAUAGCAAAGCUAUUCAAGAGAAGGGUGUUUAUUGUUUGCUGGAGGAACAAUUUUUGAAAGAAAAUGCUGGUGGUGCUGGUGGUACCGUUACGAAAUUGAGCUUGCUUAGAGACAAAUUAAACAAUAAGAGAGUUCUUGUUGUUCUCGAUGAUGUGCGUAGUCCUCUGGUUGUGGAGUCUUUUCUUGGAGGGUUUGACUGGUUUGGUCCCAAAAGUCUAAUCAUCAUAACCUCCAGAGAUAAAUCGGUGUUUCGCCUUUGUCGAGUCAAUCAAAUAUAUGAGGUUCACGGUUUAAAUGAGAAAGAGGCUCUUCAGCUAUUCUCUAUGUGUGCGUCUAUAGACGAUAUGGCAGAGCAGAAUCUCCACGAGGUGUCAAUGAAAGUUAUUAAAUAUGCUAAUGGCCAUCCAUUAGCUCUCAGUCUCUAUGGCAGAGAGCUGAAGGGUAAGAAAAGACCGCCAGAAAUGGAGACAGCAUUCCUCCAACUCAAGGAACGUCCUCCAAAUAUUUUUGUUGAUGCAAUCAAGAGCUGCUAUGACACACUCAAUGACAGGGAAAAAGAUAUAUUUUUGGACAUAGCUUGUUUCUUCCAAGGAGAAAAUGUUGACUACGUGAUGCAAGUGCUUGAGGGUUGUGGUUUCUUUCCACAUGUUGGAAUCGAUGUUCUUGUAGAGAAGUGUCUGGUGACUAUUUCAGAAAACCGAAUGCGGAUGCAUAACUUGAUCUAAGAUGUUGGCCGACAUAUAAUAAAUAGAGAAACAAGACAGACUAAGAGGCGCGACAGACUGUGGGAACCUUGGAGCAUCAAAUAUUUAUUAGAAGAUAACGGAGAAAAAGAAAAUGGAGAACACAAAACAACUUUGGAACGUGCUCAGGGCCCUGAAGAGAUCGAAGGCAUGUUUCUGGACACAUCAAACUUUAGUUUUGAUAUUAAGCCUGCUGCCUUUGAUAAUAUGUUGAACCUUAGAUUGCUCAAGAUUUACAGUUCCAAUCCUGAAGUCCAUCAUGUAAAGAAUUUCCUCAAAGGCUUUCUCAAUUCUCUUCCUAAUGAGCUAAGACUCCUCCAUUGGGAGAACUAUCCUCUGCAGUUUCUGCCCCAAAAUUUUGAUCCUAUACACCUUGUUGAAAUCAACAUGCCGUACAGCCAACUUAAGAAACUUUGGGGUGGAACCAAGAACCUGGAGAUGUUGAAAACUAUCAGGCUUUGUCAUUCCCAGCAACUAGUUGAUAUUGACGAUGUUUUAAAAGCUCAAAAUCUUGAGGUAAUUGAUCUCCAAGGUUGUACAAGACUGCAGAGUUUCCCAGCCACAGGUCAAUUGCUACAUCUACGAAUUGUAAAUCUCUCUGGUUGCACAGAGAUCAAAAGUUUCCCAGAGAUUCCCCCAAAUAUUGAGACACUGAAUCUACAGGGGACUGGUAUAAUAGAAUUACCACUUUCCAUUAUUAAGCCAAACUACACAGAGCUUUUGAAUCUUCUAGCUGAAAUCCCGGGUCUUUCAGGAGUCUCAAACCUUGAGCAAAGUGAUCUCAAACCUUUAACAAGCCUGAUGAAAAUGAGCACAUCUAAUCAAAAUCUUGGCAAGCUUAUUUGCUUGGAGCUGAAAGAUUGUGCUCGUUUGCGAAGUCUGCCAAACAUGAAUAAUUUAGAACUUCUCAAAGUUCUUGAUCUUUCUGGUUGCUCAGAGCUCGAGACUAUCCAGGGUUUCCCACAGAACCUGAAAGAGUUAUAUCUUGCUGGCACUGCAGUAAGACAAGUGCCACAACUUCCUCAAAGCUUAGAACUCUUUAAUGCACAUGGUUGUGUCUCUCUCAAGUCAAUUCGUGUGGACUUCGAGAAGCUUCCUGUGCAUUACACACUUAGUAAUUGUUUUGAUCUCUGUCCAAAAGUGGUCAGCAAUUUUUUAGUGCAAGCGCUGGCUAAUGCGAAACGCAUACCAAGAGAGCAUCAACAGGAACUCAACAAAACUUUGGCUUUCAGCUUCUGUGCGCCCUCACAUGCGAAUCAAAAUUCCAAACUUGAUCUGCAACUAGGAUCUUCUGUAAUGACACGACUAAAUCCUUCUUGGAGGAACACACUUGUGGGCUUUGCUAUGCUGGUGGAAGUCGCAUUUUCGGAGGAUUACUAUGAUGCUACUGGUUUUGGCAUUAGUUGUAUUUGCAAAUGGAAAAACAAGGAAGGCCACUCUCAUAGGAUAGAAAGAAAUUUGCAUUGUUGGGCUCUAGGGAAAGCUGUUCAAAAGGAUCAUAUGUUUGUCUUCUGUGAUGACAACUUGCGUCCAAGUACUGAUGAAGGAAUUGACCCCGAUAUCUGGGCUGAUUUAGUUGUCUUUGAGUUCUUUCCUGUCAACAAUCAGACAAGGCUUCUAGGUGAUAGUUGCACAGUGACAAGAUGUGGAGUCCGUGUAAUAACUCCUCCAAACUGCAAUACAAGUCUCGAGAUAUCAUCAUCAGUUUUGUCCUUAGAUCCGAUGGAGGUUUCUGGUAAUGAAGGUGAAGAAGUAUUGAGAGUCAGUUAUGAUGGUUUACAGGAGAUAGAUAAAGCUUUAUUUCUUUACUUAGCAGGUUUGUUCAAUGACGAGGAUAUUGAUUUGGUGGCACCACUUAUUGCUAACAUUAUUGACAUGGACGUCAGUUAUGGGCUCAAGGUCUUAGCCGAUAGGUCUCUCAUACGUGUAUCUUCCAAUGGGGAAAUAGUGAUGUACAAUUUGCAACGAGAAAUGGGUAAAGAAAUCCUCCAUACAGAAUCAAAGAAGACUGACAGAUUGGUCGACAAUAUUCAGAGUUCCAUGAUCGAUUCAAAGGAAAUCGAGAUCACUCAUUCAAAGAAUCGCCGAAAGAAGAGCAGGGCAAAGAAAGUGCUUUGGUCCAUUGAAGAAGUAGCUGACCAAUGGGUUUGGCGAAAGUACGGUCAAAAACCCAUCAAAGGUUCUCCUUAUCCAAGGAAUUACUACAAAUGUACCAGCUCGAAAGGUUGUUCAGCUAGGAAACAAGUCGAACGUAGCCGCACCGAUCCAAACAUGUUAGUCAUUACUUACAUCUCUGAGCAUAACCAUCCAUCCCCCACUCAACGCAAUGCUCUUGCCGGCUCCACUCAUUCCCCGUCAUCCUCCAAAUGCUCAGCUGUAACUACUUCUGACUCAUGUAGAGUCUCCCAACACAAAGACGAACCGGAUAAAUCCCAUUUGCCUUCCUCUCCCGCUUCUCCUCCUUAUGCGGCCAUGGUGAUUAAGGAGGAGGACAUGGAGCGGCGGGACAAUAUGGAGUUCGAUGAUGACGUUGAAGAUACCUUAAUACCGGAAUUAUUUCCAGAGGAUUUCUUCGCUGAUCUCAACAAGCUUGAGUCGAAUUCUCAGACUAUGUUUCAAUCUCACAGUAGCAGCGGAGGCAACAUGGAAAACCAAGGGCGGAACUCUAGUAGUGAUGAUAUGGGGGCCAAUUUACCUAAUAAAACUCUGUGAAUCAUUGUUAUUAUUAUGCAAUGUUAAUAAUUUGCUUAAUGUUUUAAUCAACAAAUAUAAUUAAA